Funneliformis geosporum is the source of this 414-nucleotide messenger RNA. Lineage: Eukaryota; Fungi; Glomeromycota; Glomeromycetes; Glomerales; Glomeraceae. The record is from the annotation of a GenBank genome assembly.
AUGGAGUCCAACAAGAAAUACAAUCCAUUGCCCGAUUUCGAAGGUGAUGAUGUACCGAUUGGUUACGUUGGCGCUACGAUGAUGCCAGGUCCAAUCAUCUCACUUCCAAGGGAACAACAUGAUAACGUGAGACAUGCUGGAAAAGGUAAACAAAAUGAUACCGGAACGUGUACUGAAAAAGAGGAGACAACUGGAGGUGAUAAAAUUAAAGAAUAUGAAAAACCAUCUUAUAUUCAUGGUGCGAAAGAUAGCGUUGCUGGAUCUCUGAAGGAAGCCAUCGGUAAAGCUGCGGGAAAGAAAGAAAUGGUAGAUAAGGGAAGAGAACAAAAAGAAAGCGGAAAAGGUGAAGUCAAACAAUCUCAACAGGAGGAUAUAUAUGAUGAUAAAUUUGAAAUUUUAGGAGGAAUGGAAUAA